ACAAUUUCCUGAUAAGACUUGUCCGCGGAUCAACGUAUUUACCAGUCCCCCACUUUCUUGUUUUUAAUACCAUUUAAAAACAUAUCGCGCGUUGUACCCGGCAGAAACCCGCGAUUUGUCGUCAGUAGCCAGCUAGUGGUAAAAAUGGUACAAGAAGACGACCGAUUCGUGAUCCAUGGCCCACCACCCCUCCAACCCUUGCCACGACUCUCCCUCGGGAAACUGGUGUACGACAGCCUGCUCGCAAACAUAAAAAAAGGCGACGCUUUCGUGGAUGCGGCCAGUGGCGAAACCAUUUCGUAUCUCGAUCUUUUGAAAAAAUCGUGUUUUUUGGCAGAGAGCCUCCUAAAAAGUGGAUACGGCCGCGAUACGAUCGUCUCAAUCAGCAGCGAGAAUAACGUCCAGUUUUACAUCCCGGUCAUUGCGUGUCUUUACAUCGGGGCUGUGGUGGCCCCCAUCAACCACAACUACACCGAAUACGAGACCACGCACUCUCUGAAUAUUUGCAAACCUCGAAUUGUUUUUUGCUCGAAAGCGGUGGCGCAAAAAUUCGUCCAACUUAAAAAUCGGUUAGGUUUCACCGAAAAAAUUGUAAUAAUUGACGAUGAUUUCUGCGAUAUCUACGGGACCGAGACUUUGGCCCACUUCAUCGAAACGGGGUUGAGGGGCUUCGCCCCUCUGUGCCGUUUCCCGGGGGUUGAUUUCGAUCCAGACAAACAAAUCGCCUUCAUUAUGUGUUCGUCUGGAACCACGGGCCUUCCGAAAGGCGUCAUGCAAACGCACACCAACCUAAUGGUCCGAUACAUGCACACAAUAGACCCAAGAUAUGUGCAAAAGGCGGACACUUUCCUCGGAAUUUUGCCGUUUUUCCACGGCUUUGGUCUCGUGACGAAUUUUUUCGCCCUAGUCCAGGGCGAAAAAAUCGUCGUUAUUAAACGGUUCGAAGAGAAAUUGUUCCUGAAGGCCGUCCAAGACUACAAAAUCCCGAGUUUGUGGCUUGCGCCCCCUUUGGUCGUCUUACUAGCCAAGAGCCCCCUUGUCGACCAGUACGACCUGUCUUGCAUUAGGGAAGUGACAAGUGGGGCGGCCCCCCUUAGCAAGGAAACCGAAGAACUGGUCAUGAAACGAUUGAAGAUAAAGGGGAUACGACAGGGUUAUGGCCUUACUGAGGCCACUCUGGGCGUUAUCAUGAUGAGUGUCGGGGACAUCAAGCACGGAUCUUCCGGAAAAGUCGCCACGUACAUGAAAUGCAAAAUCCGGGACCCGGAAACCGGAAAAUCGCUCGGGCCCGGAAAAGUAGGCGAGUUAUGUUUCAAAGGACCCAUGGUGAUGCCUGGCUAUUACAACAACGAGGAGGCUACCAGGAAUUCGUUUACCAGCGAUGGGUGGCUUCUGACCGGAGAUUUGGGUUAUUAUGACCAAGACGAGUAUUUUUAUAUCGUCGAUCGGUUGAAAGAAUUGAUCAAGUACAAGGGUUUUCAGGUGGCGCCAGCUGAACUCGAAGCUGUGAUUUUGAGUCAUCCGAAGGUGCAAGAUGUGGGCGUUGUGGGACUCCCUGAUGAAAGUUCCGGGGAAUUACCGGUGGCUUUCGUCGUCAAAAAGCCGGGGGCGAAUUUGACUGAGAAGGAAAUCAUCGAUUUUGUUGCCGGAAAAGUCUCAUCGCAGAAGCGCCUUCGAGGAGGAGUUAUUUUCGUGCCUGCGAUCCCCAAGAACCCCUCCGGCAAGAUAUUGCGCCGCGAACUGAGAAAAAUGCUGUCUGAAUUCAAAUCAAAAUUGCAUUAUUUGCAAAUUUUAUUUCCACACCUCCACCUAAGCCAGUUAGUGACAAUGCUCGAAGACGACAAAUACGUAAUUAGUGGUCCACCACCACUCCAGCCCUUGUUGAAAAUCUCCCUCGGAAAGCUGGUGUACGACAGCCUUUUGGCCAAUUUUCACAAAGGCGAGGCCUUGGUCGAUGUUUCAACAGGCGAGUCAAUUUCAUACAGGGAAAUUUUCCAAAAAUCGUGUUCCUUGGCCGAAACUCUCCGCAGGCUUGGUUAUGGCCAAAACACAGUAGUGGCAAUCAGUAGCGAAAAUAAUUUACAGUUUUAUAUUCCAAUUAUUUCGUGUUUUUUCAUUGGCGCCAUUGUGGCCCCGAUUAACCAAAACUAUACCGAAAGUGAAACAAUUCAUUCGUUGAAAAUUUGUGAACCAAAAAUAAUUUUUUGCUCGAAAGCCGUUUCGCACAAAUAUAUUCAGAUCAAACGCAAGUUCAAGUUCAGCGAGACGAUUGUCAUAAUCGACGACCAAAUUGGUGUAAAAGGGGCCGAAACUUUGGAUAAUUUUACCAAAAAAAUUAAUUCGGUUGGGUUCAAAUUAAUCGAGUUUGAUCCCGAGAGCCAAGUUGCGUUCAUUAUGUGCUCUUCUGGAACCACGGGACUCCCCAAAGGCGUGAUGAUCACGCAUACCAACGUUAUGGUCCGCUACAUGCACACCAUUGAUCCACGCUAUGUCACUAAAAGUGACAAUUUCCUCGCCCUUUUGCCCCAGUUUCACUGUUACGGCUUGCUAUCGAAUUUCUUCGCCCUUGUCGAAGGCCAAAGAUUAAUUUUGAUGAAAAAAUUCGACGAAGAAAUUUUUCUCCAAACAAUCCAAAAUUACCAAAUCUCUUCGUUGUUUCUCGUCUCGCCGCUCAUUGUCCUCCUGGCCAAAAGCCCCCUGGUUGGCAAAUACGACCUGUCUUGCGUCAAAGACAUAGUCGGGGGCGCCGCCCCCCUUAGCAAAGAAACGGAAGAAGCGGUUAUCAAACGGUUAAAAAUCCCGUCAAUCAGGCAGGGUUACGGUUUAACCGAAGCCACGCUUUGUGUCCUGAUGAUGAACGUUGGGGAUUCGAAACCGGGCUCGUGUGGCAAAGUCGUUUCGUACGUGACUUGCAAGGUCCGGGACCCGAAAACCGGAAAAUCGCUGGGGUCCGGAAAAGUCGGAGAGUUGUGUUUCAAAGGGCCUUUGCUAAUGCCUGGCUACUACAAGAAUGAGGAAGCGACCAGGAAUUCGUUUACCAGCGAUGGGUGGCUUUUGACGGGAGAUUUGGGUUAUUAUGACCGAGACGAGUAUUUCUAUAUCGUCGAUCGAUUGAAAGAAUUGGUCAAGUACAAGGGUUUUCAGGUGGCGCCAGCUGAACUCGAAGCUGUGAUUUUGAGUCAUCCGAAGGUGCAAGAUGUGGGCGUUGUGGGACUCCCUGAUGAAAGUUCCGGGGAAUUACCGGUGGCUUUUGUCGUCAAAAAGCCGGGGGCGAAAUUGACUGAGCAGGAGAUUAUUAAUUUUGCUGCAGGAAAGGUUUCAUCCCAGAAGCGGCUUCGAGGUGGCGUUAUCUUCGUCCCCAGCAUCCCCAAAAAUCCCUCUGGCAAGAUUUUGCGCCGCGAAUUGAGAAACACUUUAAUUAAUCGUCGCCCAAAACUAUGAUUUUUUUCUGGUUCUGAUUAAAAAGUGUAUGUUGUAAUUUACUCAAUAAAUAAACAAAUUGGGUCAAA
This is a messenger RNA of Tribolium castaneum (red flour beetle), 3509 nucleotides long. Its product is annotated as polyketide synthase PksN. Gene Ontology annotation, biological process: long-chain fatty acid metabolic process; fatty-acyl-CoA biosynthetic process. Gene Ontology annotation, molecular function: long-chain fatty acid-CoA ligase activity. The transcript is spliced from 11 exons. NCBI's taxonomy places the organism in Eukaryota, Metazoa, Arthropoda, Insecta, Coleoptera, Tenebrionidae. Bases 145 to 3441 code for a protein of 1098 amino acids. The record is from RefSeq and is a predicted model, not a curated record.